UAAGCCGAGCGGCAGCGGGGCUGGAGAGCACACGGGCCCGGGCUGCUGCGCUUCCUCUGCGGCCAUGGCCUCCGCUCCGCCGCCGCCGCCGCUCUUCUCGGCCGCCGAAGUGCAGAGGCGCUGCGCGGACGGCGCCUGCUGGGUGCGGCGCGGCGCCCGCCUCUACGACCUCACGGGCUUCGUGCGUCGCCACCCGGGGGGCGAGCAGCUGCUGCGGGCGCGCGCCGGCCGCGACGUGAGCGCCGACCUGGACGGGCCGCCGCACCGGCACUCGGACAACGCGCGCCGCUGGCUGGAGCAGUACUACGUGGGCGAGCUGCGCGGCCCCACGCAGGAUCCUCAGGAGAAUGGAACUGUGACCUCGGCCAAUGCCCAGGGCACCAAUCCUAACAUGGAUCCAAGGUGCAAAUCGGUGGAUUUCGAAAAGGACCUGGUUGACUGGCAAAAGCCCUUGCUGUGGCAGGUGGGCCACCUGGGAGAGAAGUAUGACGAGUGGGUGCACCAACCUGUGGAUAGACCCCUCCGGCUCUUCCACUCAGAUUUCCUAGAGGCCUGCUCCAAGACUUCCUGGUACAUCGUUCUUGCUGUCUGGUCCCCAUUGGUGAUGUACCUCAGCUGGUUCUACUUCAGCGCCCUCACUCGGGACAACGUCCGACUCUUCACAUCAUUCACCACAGAGUAUGCCAUCCCUGUGUCCAAGUACGUAUUCCCAUUUUUCUUUGGUAUUGGGAUAUUGUCAUGGAGUGCCAUAGAGUACGCCCUUCACCGCUUUGUGUUCCACAUGAAGCCACCUGCUAGCAGCUCUUACCUCAUCAUGUUCCACUUCCUCAUUCAUGGCCAGCAUCACAAGUCCCCGUACGAUGGCUCCCGCCUGGUCUUCCCCCCACUGCCUGCUUCCCUGAUGAUUGCCAUGGCCUACGCGUUACUCCGCCUGCUCUGCCCUGAGGCCAUCGGGGGCACCAUCUUCACAGGCGGCCUCCUUGGCUACGUUGUCUAUGACAUGAUGCACUACUACCUGCACUAUGGGUCGCCAGCCAAGGGCACCUACCUGUACAAGAUGAAGGCCUACCAUGUCAAACACCACUUUGAACACCAGAAGUCAGGGUUUGGCAUCUCCUCCAAAAUCUGGGAUGUACUCUUCGAUACCCUCAUUCCAGAGACCUCGGAGAAGGAGCAGUAACACUUUCCCAGCCCCCUGGUGCCACCCUUCCCUCCCUCUUGGCUAACACUUCCUCCCCUCACCCUUUAGCUGGUGACCCCUGCAGGAUGCCUGGGCCACUGGGUGGGUCAGCCUCGCUGACCCAAUGAGAGGUGGUAGUGAUUCCCCGGCGAUAAAAGGGGCCAACGCCUUCCUAACACACCCCAGAAAAGCGAAGAAUGUUCUCCACACUCCCAGGAGCUGAGAACCUCCACCUUUCCCAUGGAAUGCCCUCCUGGCAGCCUGCCCACCCGAGACUCAUUGUGAUGCUGACGGCCCCACAGGCUCGCCGCAGCCUCAGUCCUGCGGCAGUGGUCCAGAGCCCUGAGUCCAAAGAGCCACAACCCUCGAGAGGAGUGAAGGAAACAGACCCCAUGGGAAAAGGAACAAGGAACUGCCCUCAGAUCCUUUCAAAGCCUCAAGUACCUAGGGCUGCCUUGUAAGAGAGUCCUGAUGACGCCCGUGGCAGUGGCCUCCACACUGCAAGGGCCAGAUUAGCUUCUGGCUCCUCCCGUCUCCCUUCCUUCCUCCUGGAGCAUGUCUUUCAUCACCCUUUAGGUCGAGGGGCAAGUUGGUCCAUCCACUCUCUAGCUUCUGGGAGAUGGUGCCACGAGGCCCGAAGCAUAUGAAGGGUUCUCAUUCAUUACCCGUGUUCUUCUGUGGAUAACUCCCUCAGUACCUAGGUCUGAGGCUGCAAGUGCCAAUUAUGAAGCCAAACAGUGCCUCUUAGACUGAUGGCCUUAGGGCCUGGCAGGCAUUCAGGAAAAGCCUGGGGACCACUCAUACCUCCCCUUCGGCUGGGCCUCCAGUCCCCGAACCCACCUCUUCAGAAGCAGGGAAUGGUCCAGUGAGAGUCCAGAGGUGGUAGUCACGAGCUGGGAGGCUGGCCAAAGACAUCACCGCUUUCCCUCCAUCACUAACACUCUGUCAUGAGAAUUCAUCCUAAUCCAUCUCUGAGGAUCCCUGGCCAGCUGGGAGGCAGACACUACCACAGUCCCAUUGAGAAAGUGAAGUGACCGAGGUGCCUUCUUUCCUCAUCCUUCCUUGUCUCAGACAAAUCUAGUGUUUGGCAACAGUCCCGUCACUCUGUGUUCCUCGUUCCUCAGUCACCUUCUUCCCAGCUCCUCCCCACAAUUACCAUCCCCC
Messenger RNA from Phascolarctos cinereus (koala), 2344 nucleotides. RefSeq names its product fatty acid 2-hydroxylase (gene FA2H). Gene Ontology annotation, biological process: lipid biosynthetic process; fatty acid metabolic process. The record is from RefSeq and is a predicted model, not a curated record. Gene Ontology annotation, molecular function: heme binding; iron ion binding; fatty acid 2-hydroxylase activity. NCBI's taxonomy places the organism in Eukaryota, Metazoa, Chordata, Mammalia, Diprotodontia, Phascolarctidae. Gene Ontology annotation, cellular component: membrane; endoplasmic reticulum.